This is a messenger RNA of Alnus glutinosa, 819 nucleotides long. RefSeq lists its product as uncharacterized. Bases 78 to 515 code for a protein of 145 amino acids. NCBI's taxonomy places the organism in Eukaryota, Viridiplantae, Streptophyta, Magnoliopsida, Fagales, Betulaceae. The record is from RefSeq and is a predicted model, not a curated record. The transcript has 2 exons.
UUUAUUGAUUUUAUUGGUUGGUUUUAAGUGUUAUAUUGAUUGUCUUUUAAAAAGAGAUUGAUUUUGUUUUAUAAAGAAUGUGGGAUAACCAUUCCUUUAAAUACAAAAUCAUGCCUCCUAGACGCCGUCCUCUUUGUGAUUUUAACCAAGAUCCAUGUCACGAUGAAAAUGGUGACGAAGAGCUACCACCUCCACCUCCACAAUUCAACGAUGGAAUACACCCGGCCUUAGUUCAAUUCAUGGCCGACACGACAAGGCACUUUGCCGAAGCGGUAUCAUGGAUUCCACGACCCAAUGAACGAGUUGCACCCAUAGACGAACAAAAAGUCUUGUACAUCGGACUGCAGCUGACAAAUGAAGCUGGGAGAUGGUGGAAUUCGAGGAAGGUGCUACUCGGAAUCGAAACAGAGAUCACUUGGGAGCUGGUCAAGGUGGAAUACAACAGAUGCUUUUUCCCUAGAGCCCAGAGGCAGUUGUGUGCAAUAGAAUCCAAAAUCUUGUUCAAGGUAAUAUGACCGUUGAACAAUAUUCUGCUAGAUUUAUGGAAUUAGCCAGGUUUGUGGCCAACCUUAUUCCCAAUGAAGAAUCGAAGGCGGAAUGAUUUGAAAACGAUCUCAAUCCCCGCAUUAAGGAGAGAGUGAUUCGUUUGGAGAUAAAGAUUACGCUAGACUGGUGGAAGUGGCAUGUUGUGUAAAUUUUAAUGUACUCGCAAGUGGACGAAUCGUUUGCAAUAUAGCAUUUUGCAAGUUCGAGGUCGAUCCCACAAGGAACUGUGUUGCGAAAAUUAAUCUCUAUUCAAACUAAUCCUAUUUUAACCUA